AUGGUCCUACUUUUGAGUUUUUUCUUCACUCUCACAGGAGGUGAUGCUGCCAAGAAUCAUGGAAUUGAGCAACUUAUCCAGGAAUUUAGAAAAGAACCCCCACCGGAGUCUAUAUGGAUGAUACACGAGGCUGGACAUAUCCUUGAUGAAACAUGGGAACCUCCUCUCCAAGAUAAUGGUAACGUUGUGCUUCAACUUACAUGA
Messenger RNA from Rodentolepis nana, 204 nucleotides. NCBI's taxonomy places the organism in Eukaryota, Metazoa, Platyhelminthes, Cestoda, Cyclophyllidea, Hymenolepididae. The record is from the annotation of a GenBank genome assembly.